UUGACAGAUUUCUAAUGUCUAUUUUUCCCAAUCAACCGUCACAAAAAUGGCUGCGCUUAGAGUAUUUAGCCGUAAUUUACCAUAUUUUCGUCAACAAUUUUCAGCAUUACUAGGAAACACAUCUCCUUCAGUGAAAUUUAUUUGCGUUGUCGUAGUAAUAGGAUAUGUGUUAUCGUUCUCUGAAGAUGUCGUGAACGUUCUAAGUGUAACUCCAGGAUAUUUGUUGCCCCCUUCGUUUCAAUUGUGGUCUACUUUUACGUUCUGGUUUCUCGAGAUACACUUAUGGGAAGUAGUGAUCGACAUAGUAACUGUGGGAUUGUGUGGGAAGUUAAUAGAGCCGCUAUGGGGCCAAAUGGAAAUGAUGAAGUUCUUCUUUCUGACGAACUUUGGCGUGGCAUUUCUGACGACGUUUUACUACUUGGUGAUAUUUGCGUGCACAGGCCAGACAUCGUAUCUGUUUGACAUACAUGUGCACGGCCUGGCGGGGUACCUGGCCGCGGUGUGUGUGGCAGUGAAGCAGAUAUUACCUGACCAUCUACUUGUAAAGACACCCUUAGGCAAACUUACAAACAGAUCUCUACCACUUCUACUGCUUAUAGCGGCUAUAAUUUUAUGGGCUAUUGGAGCCCUGGAGGGCACCUACCCUUGCAUGUGGGGCAGUGGGACCAUUCUGUCCUGGAUGUACCUGAGAUUCUGGCAGAGACAUAGUAGUGGAACCCGAGGCGAUAUGGCUGAUAACUUCAGCUUCGACAACUUCUUCCCGACAGUCCUGCAGCCGAUAGUGCGGGGCAUCCUGGGCCCGCCGCACCGCUGCCUCGUGCGCGUCGGGCUGUGCGCGCCCAGCCAGCGCCGCGUGCACCUCGCCAUGAGCCCGCGCGGCGUCACUAUAUCCAUGCCCGGCGUCGAGCCGCAGGAUAUGGAGAGGAGGCGACAAAUCGCGCUCAAAGCUCUAAGCGAGCGUCUCUCCAAAACCUCAGAGCAGACGCGACAGAAGAACCUCUCGACGAAAGUGAACAUUGAGGCGGUGCGCAAGGCGCAGGCCUCCAACGUCAUCCCGGCCUUCCCUGCCGAGCCGGCGCCGCAGGAAGCCACGCUGGUGGACCUGGAGCCGCCCACGACGAAACACUCAUGAUCUAUCAGCUAUCUGUAGUUAGGGAUCGGUUGUAAUUAGGUACUGGGUUUAGGUCUGGUGAAUGCCCUAGUGUAUAAAGCGCUGAUUUUCACUAUCAGACUCAACGGGCGAGCCCACACAGGCAAUAUCCUCGCGCCGCUUAUGGCCAAUGUGGUAAAGCAAGACCAGAAAUAUAUGAUCUGCCAUGUUACGGAAUUUCAUCAGAACCAUUUUCUUCAUAUUAUACUGAUCUGUCACCUCAUACAUCAGAAUAAGGGUGCUGUUAUUAUAUCUUGACAUUAGUCAUAUAUUUCCGGUCAGGCUACAUUUACAUAAAGCCUGACCAUAAAUAUAUGACUAUUGUCAGGAGGCGCUGUUAGAGUGAAAGUUCAGUUUAGUAUGAAGAAAAUAGUUGUAAUGAAAUUCCGCAACGUGGUGCAUAGUCGUAUAUUUCUGGGCAAGCUUGGAUAGGAUAGAUAAAGAGUAGGUAACUUGACCGUAACUACAGUAACAAAUCGUUUUAGCAAAAAAAAUAAUCUGAUUUGAUUAGUAGUUUAAUACCCUAUAGCGUUCUUUUUCUGCCGUUGCAAGUUUAAAUUUGGCCAUUUACCGCGUGAGGACAUUGCUCGCUCUGUAUGGAUUUAUUCGCGCUGUAUUCGCCAGAUCUGGACGUACCGUACGCAUAGAAAAGGAAUGACCAGGCAGUCCAGCACUGUACUUUAAAUUAUUUGAAAUUCUAUGAAUAAUUUUAUUGUAGAGUAUGCCUUGAAGAACGCAAUAAGUAAGACUGUACUUGGUUGUUUACGUUUUUGUGUUCUUACAGACAUAUUUUACAAUAAUAUUUAAUAACGGUAAGAUUUUUGAUAAUUUAAAACACUAUAAAGGAAGUAGUGCUAAAGUUAGAAAAUAAAUCGUUAAAUAUUGUUUUAUAAAAUAUAUUUCACUAACUUUAGCACUGUUAGAAUUCUACUUUACCACUUUUUGACAGAUACAUUCUCUCAAUCGCGAUGGCCUGAAACGCCAAGUGCCUUUUAAGUCGAUCACCGAGAUGAAUUAUAAUCGGGUCGUAAAUGAUGAUCGGAACAAUGUUUUAAUUUUAUGGCAGCGUGGUCGCGUAGGCACGUUAGUGUACGGCAAAGACAUAUAUAACUCCGUAUAGACAGAUAGUCUAAGAAAAAAACGCACCUCAGUACUAUACAGAAAAAGGUACGGUGACCUAGAUGGCAUUACACCUUUGGGGUACGCUCAGCUAGAUG
Messenger RNA from Leguminivora glycinivorella, 2367 nucleotides. Its product is annotated as transmembrane protein 115. NCBI's taxonomy places the organism in Eukaryota, Metazoa, Arthropoda, Insecta, Lepidoptera, Tortricidae. The coding region runs from base 47 to 1132 and encodes 361 amino acids. Gene Ontology annotation, cellular component: membrane; Golgi apparatus. The transcript is spliced from 4 exons. Gene Ontology annotation, biological process: retrograde vesicle-mediated transport, Golgi to endoplasmic reticulum. The record is from RefSeq and is a predicted model, not a curated record.